Messenger RNA from Macrosteles quadrilineatus (aster leafhopper), 571 nucleotides. RefSeq lists its product as uncharacterized. The transcript has 2 exons. The coding region runs from base 53 to 550 and encodes 165 amino acids. NCBI's taxonomy places the organism in Eukaryota, Metazoa, Arthropoda, Insecta, Hemiptera, Cicadellidae. The record is from RefSeq and is a predicted model, not a curated record.
UUGAAUGGAUUAAUAAAUCAAAACACACACAAGGCACCUUCUAAAUUCUAAAAUGCCUAGAUAUAUUUUAGACUUAUAUGUCCCCAAACCUAACCUAGACCAUUUUGAAACAAGUGAAACAGACGAAGACUAUUCGAGUACCAUGGAAUCUGUAGGCGACCUCAAGAGAGUGCCUUAUCAAAAGAGAGAAUUGAUGAACACCUACCUUAACUACCAAAAGGGUCAUAAAAGUAUGAUUGAGGCAGGUGAUCCUAUAGUGAUCAAGGAAAUAGCUGAAAAGGAGUAUCCUUGGAUUAACAAAGGAUUGGACGAGUUGAAAUCUAUGGAUAUCCAGAACGUUUCUCGGGAUCACGGCGAUGACCACUUCAAGCAAGUGUUGAGCUUGAAAGCUCCUAAUGCUCAAAGGACGUCCGAUCUUUUAGAACAGGUGGUAGAGUUGGAAGCAGAUCUAAAAGGAAAACUGAAAGACCUUUCAGAAUUUAAGGAAGAAAUCAAAGAAUUGGGAAAACUUCUUAGGACAACGCCUUCGAGAAGGAGCACUGUUGACUGAUAUUUUUAUGCCUCUAACUUA